CCGCACAGCGCGGGCUGCCGGCCGAGGAGCAGCGGCCCCCCCGUUCCCGUAGCACCGAGCCCCGGCCGAGCCCGUAGCGAUGCGCCGGGGCAGGCCCCGCGCCGCAGCCGCAGCCGCAGGAAGGCCAGCUCACCUCUCCUGUGGGGACACCAGCACCAACGUGUAAAUGGCCUCCAAACGGCGCUCGCAGGCUGCAGGGCCCGUGAUUUUCAAGAAGCUGCCUCGUCUGGAGCCCGCCCCCAGCUUCCUGCCCAGCAAAAUCCCAGGCACAUCCAGCCCCGUGGCCCAGCCUGCCUCUGAAAACCAUUUCAGCUACAAGGGCUCCUACUUUGCCUGCCCGCUGCAGAGCCCCAAGGGCCCCGAGCAGCCCCCGGCUGGCUGGAGCCCCACGCCCACCUACCUGCACCACGGCCCCGCUGCCCUGGGCCAGCCUGUGCCGGCCGAGGGGCCCCUGCUGGGCUUCCUGCUGUACCCCCCAGAGAGCCCGGGCACCAGGCUGCAGCCCCCGGACACCCAGAGGAGCAAGGACAGCCUGAUAAGUACAGGCCACCCCCCAGCUCCCCGUUCCUGGAAGCAAGUUGUCCCUCUGCCCACAGCCAGAAGGUGCCGGAGGUCCCCAGCCUCAGCCUGGAGCCCUGGCCCAAGCUCCAGCCACCUGACGCCAGCCCAGUGAUCCAGGAGGUCAGCAAUGUGCUUCCCACCACCCCCAUACCCGCUGUCACCCCACAGACCUGGCCCCCUCUACCACUGUGCCCCAGCUCCCACUGUGGGGGAGCCCAGUGCCCUGCCCAGCUUUGGCUACGUGGGAAGCAGGGAGCCCUUUCCCAGCACCUACCUCAAGUCCCAGGAGCCCAGGAGUUUCUUUCCCAGCCCCUUGGAGCCCUACGUGCCCAGGACAGUGGGUGCCAGGCUGGGGGCAGCGCUGGGGGAUGCUGAGCCCCCCAGGGAUGCCGAGCUGCCCAGGAACAGCGGGUACCCAGGCUUUGCCCUCAGCCCGGGCGAUGCAUCCGUGUUCCACGGCUCCUUUCCCAGCACGGAGCCGGGCUGUGAGCAGCACAGGGCAGACAGCCCGCAGUGGGCAGCAGCACCGAGGCACAGCAGCGCCUUCCAGCCUGUCUGCAGCCCAGAGAGGCUUUCUGGGGGCUCCGGUGGGCUCACUGAGACAUUUCCUGAGAGAGCAGGGAGCUGGGAGAAACCCAGGCAAGGGGACAGCCCUGUGUCCCUUGGGUGUUGGAGACAGGAAUGGGACAAGCACACACCGCGCUCAUGCAGCCACAGCCAAGGUUUAUUGUCUGAAAGAUCUUUUUUAGGAGUUUCAAAUCUACUCUCAUACAAACAAAAUUGGCUAAAGAACUUAACUCUGCCCAGCUCACUGGCCAAGGAUAGCAGUGCCUCCAUGAUCCCAAGGGAUUGGCUGAGGUCCCCUGUGAUAGCUGCUGGUGCUCUAUAUACCCAUUCGGUGAUAGAUGGAUUUACGUUCUCCAAAAGGAAGGUGUCAGGAUGCCCUUUGGUCCAGGAUCAGCCUCCAGGGUUCGAUGACAUUGAUGGCAGUUUCAUCGGCUGUGGCAGCUGCUGCAAGCUAGUCGAGUUGUUGUCUGUUCAGCCAAAUUAUCUGUGUAGCAUUAGACCAGCUAUAGCAGUCACGGCCAUGUAUGCAGGGAGGAAGAACAGCAGCCUGGCCCCUCAGGACACCCCCUGUGGGGGACCAGGGGAAGGAAAUGCCUGCAAGGUCAAGGAUCCAGCCAGGGAGCUCAUCCGCCUUUCUCAAUCCGUGACCCCCAUCAAAGGGCUGGAAGAGCUGAGGGACACCAAGGCUUCCUCAUCCUCCCCACCCAUGCCUGUGAUCCACAACGUCUUCAGCCUGGCACCUUACCAGGAGUACCUGGAGAAGGCCAAGGGCACAGACCCCAUCCUGUUCUGCAAGAACCAUCAGUGGGAGGACUCCUCUCCCCAAAACACGGGUGGCAGCCAGGAGCCUGCUGCCCUCAGAGACGUCUCAGUGGUGUCCAGCCUGAGGCUGGGCACUGAUGCAGUGCAGAGCCAAGAGGAAAGCUGUUACAGGAGCAUUCCUAAAAAACCAAAGCCUGUGCCCCAAGAGCUGGAGUCUCAGGAGGGCAGGGUGGGCACUGAGGAGCCACCCCCAAAGGAAAUAGUGCUGGGAGAGAUGGCCAAAUCCCUGCCCAGCCCCAAGAACGGCUCCAAGGCUGCCAGUCCUCAGCAGGCCAGCAACGGCAAGGAGAUCUGGCUGGCUUUCCAGGACGUGGCCGCGCUCCUCAGCAAACUGCUCUCCCAGCUGAAGACCUUCACGUCCGCUUGCCCUUUCCCGCACGUGGUCCAGGCGGGAGCCAUCUUCAUCCCCAUCCACGUGGUGAAGGAGAAGCUCUUCCCAAAGCUGCCCGGCAGCUUCGUGGACCAAGUGCUGCAGAAGCACAAGGUGGAGCUGCGUCCCACCACGCUCUCCGAGGAGAAGCACCUGAGGGAGCUGGAGCUGAAGAGCUGCACCUCCCGCAUGCUGAAGCUCCUGGCCAUCAAGCGGCUUCCCGAAAUCUACCCUGACCUGCUCAACCUCCACUGGCACAGCUCCAUCCAGCAGCAGCUCGGAUGCGGAACACAUAGAAGGGAACACAACUCUGGGAGAAAUUGCACACCUGGUGAGAAUGCAAACACAAACACAGUGCUCAAUCCACAGGACAUAUGGAGCCCUGCACCACAGAGGAUACGCGGCUCCUCUCCUUGCCAAAGAGAGUCACGGGAGCUGAGGCAGCCUAAGAGCUGCCGAGGAGAGAAGGGCUCAGCAAGGUGUGAGGACAACAUUCUCAAGAACCGUGGUGAGUGAAUGGCCAAGAACUGCAAAAUGCAUUGCAUCUGUUCAGGCAUGGGGAAACAAGCUACAGAAUAGAACCGUGACGUGGAAAUGGCACACGGGAGCAGCAACCACGUGAAAACGUACACAUCAUGGAAAGAAAGCCAAACUGGAGCAGCUACCACAGAAGAAGGCUUUAUUUCACUAAAUGUAAAGAAACUAAAGCAAGGAUUACUGAGAAACUAUGAAGGAGUGCUUGUUUUAGAAGAGAAUCCAGCUGUUUGCCCUCCCUUGUUCAAAUAAACUCUAUAGCCACACUAAAACACUGAAUCAUGAACACCACAGCAUGUGUUACAGCAUAAGACAAUCAUUAUACACAGCAAGAAAGCUUUUAACAGAUCAAGAUUUAGCUAAACACUAAAGCUGUAGGAAGGGGGCUGCAUUCUCACCCUUACAGGCUGGGCAAUGGGGAUCAACAAAGUCAGAGAAUUUACUAAAGAAUAAUCAAUUCCCUUAUGAAACGUUUCCAAGUGGUCUCCGUGUCUUCUCUCUCCUUGGGUAGCUGUCCUAUGUUGAAGAAGUAGUGGAUGCACACUGGAGCUGGGAACUGCUGUGCUAGAACACCAUCCAAGUUUUCAGUCCAUUUCCCUGCCUCUCAAGGAGCAGAUUCAGUCCUUCCUUGUCUUCUUGCUCUGAUGCUCGUGUUCCUUAGGGCAGCUGCUGUCUGAUGGCCGUUUGGAACCACCGUGUUUCUUAGCUUCUUCCAGAAACUUGUCCAAACCAAAUGGAUCCUCCUCAAAUUGAACCGGUCCAUCUCUGCUCCUGCCUCUGCUGUUACGAUCCAAGUCGGAAAACUCUUUGUCAGGAACAAACCUCUUGGUCUUUAGUUGAGCCUCUAGAUCAUCUCCAUACAUGUCCUUAUCCAUACUCUUACUUGGCCUGUAGAUGUUUUGGGCCAUAUCCUUGCCACUUCUCCAUGGCUGGUCAUAAACAUUAUACAUUUCAUCCUCUCCUCCAGCAAAGCCACUGUCCAUCCCCCUGCUCUGGUUGAAGAGCCUCUGGUCAUACUGGAUUUCAUUGGAUGGCCUGCGGGUGGGUACCCCCAGGGCAAUAACCUCACUGAUAUCUCUGUUCUCAUUUCUUUGCAGCUUUGACCUCUUACCAGGAGCUGCCCGGGAAAGGUUCCUGUCGUGCUGUCUCUCCUUGCGCCGGUCGUGUCUGAUUUCAUCUCUCGCUCUAGCCUCUCCAUCCUCUUUUUCAACAGGGGUUUUGAUCCCUGCUCUUCUCUCCCUGGCUUUCUGAGCCAUUUCUCGGAGCUUUUGCUCGUGCUUCUCCUUUUCUUUCUGAGCCAUCUUCCUCUCCACCUGGGCACGCAUCUCCACUGCCUCGCGGGCCUUUCUGUCAGCAAUAUAGAGCGCCUCAGCAAGUUUGGCAAAGUUUUCAUUAAUAUGAACAGCCUGCAAUCCUCUGCCAUCUGCGGCCAGACGCUUCUCCAAGGGAACGGUGUAACCCUUCACAUUUUUCCAGUUUGAAAUGCACGGAGGAAUUUUCCACUCUUGCUGCUCUUUCACAGUUAUCUUUCUGCUUGGAGAGUGCAUUACAGGUGCUGGAGGAGAUGGUGGUCCCCGUGGAAUCUUCUUGUUAAUUUUGAAUCUUGCAGGCUCCAGAGGGUCCUUCUGCAUUUCCACCACCCGAAUAACUCUCUGCCUCGCUCCAGAGUUGAACGCAGCUCCUUGCUGACAUGGUGUGUACCGAAUGUACUGUGCAGGAGCUGCCUUCUCAGCAGCUCCAACUGGCAUGGCUGCUGCAACUUUUUGGGACACUAAUUUCUCCAAGGCUGCUCUUGUCUUCUUUGUUAUCUCUCUAACUGCGUUCUCAUCUGGUCUCUGCAGUUCAGGAUCAUCCACAUUCAUGACCUCUUUUGGCACAAGAUCUGUGUACUUGCUGUAAAUGACCUUGUCCUUUGACUGUCCUUGUCGAGCAAUUGCAUCGUAUUUUAUUUUCCCUUCUGCAUCCACCUGAAGAGCCAAAGCAUUGGACAUUUUCUUCUUUCGGCCCAUAUCCAAUGGAUAUUGGGCCACGUGAAUUUCUGGGAAGGCGCCCCCAUCUCCAAAAUCCUCCAGCGCCCGCGGUAUCCAUCCUUUCCGGUAACCAUAUGGGGGAGGUUCCCUUUGUGAGGAAACCAGAGCAGUCUGCCUGCAUCUCUGAGCUCCUGCUCUUUCUUCUGCUUCUAGCUGAUCUUGGCAAAGCUGGGUUGGAGCUGGCAAGAAACUGGUGAGCACCAUCUUGACCACGCACGCUGUCCGCUCUGCCCCACGCCUGGCCUGUGACUUUCCUCUUCUGACAAGAUUAUUUGCAGCAAUGAGUUUAAAGUUCUUAUCUAAGUCCUAUCACUUUGAAUUUUAUCUGCAGCGGUUCUUCAGAGCUUAGAAAUAAUUAGACCACAAAAAAAAAAAAAAAAAAAAAGAAAAAGAAAAAAAAAAAGAAAAAAAAAACACCAAACCUGCUGCUCCAGCAGACACAGAAUACAGCCUGACACCCUGUGGGUCAGGGUGGUGGCAGCAGUCUGAAUCAAUGGUGGCUGCACUUCUCCUGCAGGGACAGGGGCUGUUCUGUGUGAGCAGAUCCUGCAGAAGGAUGGAGUUUUCCUCUAGAGGUCCACUGGUGAAGUAGAAGGGUCUGUUCUUCCUCUGGGAAUCCAGUGGAAAAGGUGGCUGUGGUGUUUGAAGUCUCAGAUUAUAUCCAGGCAGGAAUGCUUGGCUCCUCCCCCUGGGCGGAGCAUCUAACAAUGGGAUGAUGGAAUUUUAUCAGCCAUGCAGGGACACUCAAUGGCCCUUUUAGGAUAAUGGAAUUUUAUCAGCCAUGCAGGAACACUCAAUGGCCCUUUAACAGGAGAUAUCUCCCUUUCAGGGAGAAUGGGUCUUGGAAGAGAUAAAGAACCCUGCCCCACCAGGUUUUAACAGAUGGUGGCAGAAUACACCUGGUUACAUCUUGCAUUGCAAUCUGAGACAGUUUAAUAUUUUCUAGACUGUAAGAUAUAGAGUUGUUUUCUUGUAAGAGGUAAGAGGAACCCGACUAGAACAGCUCUGAUGAAACACUGAUAAACACCUGUUUGUGGAUAAAGAAGAUACAGUGUAUUCACCCUUGAUUUUGUCAAGGAUUCUAUUGCUUGUUACGAUCUUUGUUACAACUGCUGUUUUGUUUUCCACAGAUAACACAGUGAGAGCCUGUGAUGAUUUUACUUUAUGGCUGUUAUCGAUUUUAAGCUGUUUUAGCAUUUUCCUUCGUUUCAUUUUGCUGUCAUAAGUAAAUGACUCUUUAGAAAAGUAUUAUCUCAACUUCUAGACAGCAUUACCAAUGAUAUAUUGAUUACAUGAUGUGAAUUUACUGAUCUUAUGAUAGGCAUUAUUCAUAGGAUGCUAUUAGAGUAUUUAUAGCCAGCUUCUUCUAUGCUUUAACAUCUCUUUGUGUAAUUAUCUAAAAGACGUGUGUUAUUUCGGGACCCUUCCUUCUUGUUCUCUAGCUCUUUAUGCAUCUCUUAGAUCAGGUUAGCUCUCUGGCUAGUCCCUGCACUGGCUCUGUGGUUUGAUCCAAUGAUGUCUCAUAAUUUUCAGUAUUUUUCCGAGUUCCAAGAAAAGACAUCUGAGCUUCAUUGCAAGUCUCCUCUGAACUGCUGGAUCUUGUGGUUUUUCCCAGUUAUUAUUACAGAAACACUUCAGCAGUUUGCAUCUCUGUCCUGAAGGAAACUUUGGAGGGAUACAGCUACUAGAUGCUAUGUUUUAUAUACUGCUAGAUGCAGAAUUUCAGAGAUUCCUAAUUACCCAAUUUCACAUGGAUUAUUAAUUAUGUGUACUAUCUGAAAUAUUCUUAAUUUGUGUACAUGGCUUAUUCCUGAUUGCUCUCUGUUCAUUUUCACUACAUGUAUUCUUUUGCCUUGAUGUUUCCUCAUGCUCAGAACCAAACACAAGCUUCUCAUUAACACCAAAAAAAGGAAAAAAAGGGGGGAUUUAGUGCUUUAAGGACAUCCAAAUAAUGUAAUACAUACAUUAGAAAUUUAGACAACAAAUCAUUAUUAAUAUUGCAAUAUUUAGCUAAGAAAUUUGGAAAAAAUAACUUCAAAUCUAGAUCCCAAUUGAGUGUGCAACAGCAAAGCUUAAUUGAUUCAUUGACUUCAAGAGAGGACAUGCUUGUGUCUUACCAUCACAAGGGUCCAAGUGGUCACCUCUUUGUUCGAUCAAUCACCAACUGCCUCUGAGAAAAUGAGGCCCAGCAGAAAGAGAAAGAACCCAAUCACCCUGCAGCCUUCAUGGCCAGAGCAGGAACAGAAGUUCAACUGCCAGGACAGAGCUGUGUCUGCAAACUUACAGAAGCAAUUUUGCCUUAUGUCACCAUCAUGGUACAGUGUUCCUAUUAAUCUUCUCCAGCUAUUCCCUGUUCCAGGACCCAGGAAGACAUUCAGGGAUGUCAAACAUCAGCAUUACCACCUCAUCAGCUUCCUCCUGAGUCUCAACAACUUGGACUUUAAACAAUGGUACGAGAACAACUGGUUCAAGGACACAGAGCCAUCCAUGAGCCCUUGCAAGACCCCAGUACUUGUUAUAAAAUAAGAAACCUAGCAAGUGGAGCUUACUCCAUGACCUGUGAAAAAUUAACUCUGUGAUGGAGAGCAUGGGCACCCUCCAGCCUAGAGUGCCUUUCCUACAAGGAUACCUGCCUCCUGGGAAAGCCUGUUUGUGGAGCUCAAACAUUAUUUUGUCACUAUUCCAUUGCACCCAGACCACACCCCAAAGUUGGAUUUUGCAGAGCCUUCUGUGAAUAACACAGCACCAGUGCCACGUUACCAACGGUGAGUUCUUCCCCAAGGCACGACAAACAGCUCUGCAGUCUGCCAAGGGUGCAUGGCACAGGCACUCUCAGCAGGGAGAGAACAAUUGCCAGAAUGUGCUCACUACAUGGAUGACAUUUUGACUGCAACCCUGUUGUGAUAGGUAAAAGAAUCAUGAAAGAAAGGCCUCAUAAAAACAGGCCUUGAAUUACCAGCUAGCCUGUCACUUCCUCUAAGUGCAGCUCAGCAGCCAGCUCAGUUCCCAUGUGAAAACACUUUGAGAAAGAGAAUCUGCAUUCAACUAUCUAUUGGUGUGGGUAAUCACAGCAAACUAUUUUUUUGGGGGGAAAAAUAAAUGGCCCUUGCAUAAACAAUAGAUCUAUCCCAUCAGAAUCAGUGAAGAAGAUAUGUAAACAAUUGAAGAAUAAAGAGAUUUGAUGGACAAGAAAAAUACCUUUUACAAACCAAUAAAAUAAUUGGCAAACAAG
Molecule: messenger RNA, 8116 nt
Organism: Passer domesticus (house sparrow)
Lineage: Eukaryota; Metazoa; Chordata; Aves; Passeriformes; Passeridae
Source: RefSeq, a predicted model, not a curated record